AUGUGCCACGAUGGCGUUUUGCGAGUUCGGAGAGGGAAGGCAUUGGUCUUCAAUAUGAGGAAUUUUGCCGGACAUCGUAACAUCUCCGAACGACAGGGUUCAGAACAUGAUGUGGCUCGUCUGCGAGAUGUGCUGACAAGUCUUCACCUCACGCCCAUCAUCUACGAGGACAAAACGCGCAAUCAGGUCGACACGAUCCUAGAGGAGGUUGCGAGUGAACAGGAUCUUGCGGACGACGACUGUUUGGUGGUGGUGUACAUGAGCCAUGGGGCCGAAAACGGGACUCUAGAAGCUUUUGACAGAGCCCUUCAAUUGCAAGAUCUCUGGGAAUGUUUCAUCCCUGGCAGAUGUCCCUCUUUGUGGGGCAAACCCAAACUCUUCUUCGUCCAGGCUUGCGAAGGGAGUAAGAAAAUGGAAGCGGCCGUGGCACCAUCAAAGAAGUCAAAAGGGCUCCCUACAACUACUUCCACAGAUAUAGUAGGGGAUGAAUACACGAUUCCUAGUCAUGCGGACUUCCUCAUAUCAAAAGCAUCCGUUCCAGGUCACGUGUCUCAUCGCGAUGUGAUCUCUGGGACGUGGUUCAUCCAGACUCUUUGUGAUGUCUUGGUAGAACACUCUCAGAUGGAGGACCUCGUGGGGAUGCUGACCCUCACGGGAGCCCGAGUGGCAAGGCAUUUCCAGACCUCUGAGGGGUUCAGACAAAUGCCCUCCUACACCUCCACCCUCAGGCAGAAGGUGUUCUUCACACCUCCCCAAUGACCACCAGCCCACCAUAUGCUAACGAAAGUUUGUGCAUGGAGAGAAGGGUCGAGAGACAAAAGCGAUAAUGUGAAUGGUCUCCUGCCUCACAAGUGCCUAUCAGUUCCUUCAUGUUGAAACAAGGUCCUCCUUUUCCAAGGAGACAGCUUUCCUUUACCCUCCAACUUGUUUUUGAGCAUGUUGUACAAUUUCCUGAUGAGGUCAUAAUUGAGACAAAGUAGGGCACAACGUGAAAGAAUUAUGCAUGUGUUAACCUGUGUGGACCUGUUCUGCCCGACUUGUCAUUUAACAUGGGAUCCAAAUAUAAGCGAUAAUGUGAAAUCAUUGUUUUCUCCUAUCUUGCUCAUUGUUUACUAGUAACAGUGAUUCUGGUGUGUCC
Molecule: messenger RNA, 1138 nt
Organism: Darwinula stevensoni
Lineage: Eukaryota; Metazoa; Arthropoda; Ostracoda; Podocopida; Darwinulidae
Source: the annotation of a GenBank genome assembly